AUGUCGCAGUGUGGAAAUUGGAGAAAAAUCAUGUUUUUAUCCAUUGCCAGUAAGAUCCUAACUAGAGUAAUCUUGGAAAGAAUUAAAAAAGCAUUGGACGAGGAACAAAGAUCAGAGCAAGCAGGGUUCCACCAAGACAGAUUAUGCACAUAUCACAUUGCCACACUUCGUAUUAUCAUCGAACAGUCCAUUGAAUGGCAGUCUCCUCUUUACUCAGUCUUCAUGGGUUUUGGGAACGUCUUUGACAGUGUGGAUAGGACAACCAUCUGUAGAUUAAUGCAGCAUUAUGGAAUACAUGUACCACCAAAGGUCAUAAGUGUCAUCAGGAAUAUGUAUGAUGAUGCAAAAUGUCACAUCAUUGAUAAUGGGAAGCUCACAGAUCCUUUUAAUAUGGACACAGGACAACAAGAUGCUCAAGAAAAUCUAUCACGAUUGGAACCAGAGGCUCAAAUGAGUGACCUACAAAUAACCACCAAGAAGACAGAGAUGAUGAGAAUCGACAACACACAAGAAAUAGGAAUCCAGUUUUAA
Molecule: messenger RNA, 531 nt
Organism: Saccostrea cuccullata (small rock oyster)
Lineage: Eukaryota; Metazoa; Mollusca; Bivalvia; Ostreida; Ostreidae
Exons: 2
Coding region: 1-531 (176 amino acids)
Source: RefSeq, a predicted model, not a curated record